Messenger RNA from Morus notabilis, 1881 nucleotides. Its product is annotated as kinetochore protein nuf2. The transcript is spliced from 11 exons. NCBI's taxonomy places the organism in Eukaryota, Viridiplantae, Streptophyta, Magnoliopsida, Rosales, Moraceae. Gene Ontology annotation, cellular component: kinetochore; Ndc80 complex. Gene Ontology annotation, molecular function: protein-containing complex binding. The coding region runs from base 269 to 1612 and encodes 447 amino acids. The record is from RefSeq and is a predicted model, not a curated record. Gene Ontology annotation, biological process: mitotic spindle organization; attachment of mitotic spindle microtubules to kinetochore; meiotic chromosome segregation.
UUAUAGUCGCUAGCCAAAAAUUAUACAUGUUUAGGCGCCAAGUGGUCCGGCAUGGGCUUUCUUACUAAACCUCGUUUUCCCUCAUUUUACAGUUUUCAUUUUACUCUUCUCUCUCCUUCUCUCUUUCAUAUGCCUUCAAAUUUUCAAAUCUCAAAACCCCAGAAAGCGAUUUUUUCCGUUGUUCGAGUCCCUAGAGAAAUCGCCAUUAACGAUUGAAGCCCGCAGAACCGAGAAAGGAAGUUCGUACUACCAGGGGAAAGGUUGAAGAAUGUCGAAAUUCGAGUACCCGAGGCUGUCUCGCACCGAGAUUGUGAAUGUACUUGCCGAUUAUGAGAUCGUCUCCAUUUCCGAGCGCGACCUCCUCAAACCCACCCACGAGUUCGUCUCGGAGCUCUACACCCGGAUCUUGAUCUACCUCGACUUCCUUCACGAGGAGGAUCAUGGGCAGGUCGAGUUUGAUGCUCUGGCGCAGUUUGAAAACCCGGAACUUCACAUGGACUCGGUCAGGAUUUUGAAGUUGUAUAACAGGAUAAAGGAAGUGGUGGCUUCAUUGGAAUGCCCCAAGAGAUUUACCCUCAAAGAUGUGAUAAAACCAGAUAUUGAUCGUACUGAAUUCUUUCUUAGUGCACUUCUCAACUUUUGUCUUCACAAAUCUACAAAAAUGGAACUCCUAUCCCCAAUGGUCAAUGAAUUGACUCUUAUUGAGGAGCAACGUAAAAAGUGGGAGUUCAAGAUUUCUGAGUUGAAUGCAGUGAUUGCAAACCAUAUUGAAGCGAGAGAAUGGGAGUUACCUCUUGUUCAAGAGGUAGAUGUGAAGGUUAAAGAAUUGCAUCAAACCAUUGCAAACCUCAACAAUCACCAGGCAUCAUUGAGAAACACUUUACGGAAGUUGAAGGAAAAAAAUGGAGAAAUGGAUGAGAAGAUAUCUAAUGCUGAAUUUGCUCUGGUACAAAGUGUCCAAGAAAAUGCGAACUUACGUUCAAAAAUUGUUCAAUCACCAGAGAAACUACAGAGAGCUUUAGAGGACAAGAGAUCUGUUCGAGAGGAGGCAACGAAUGCCGAAAGAUUGGCAAUGCAAACUUUUCAAGAGAAGACUGCCAUUUCUGAAGUUUAUACAAAGGUUUCCAAGAAAAUGACGAAGCACCUUGCUCAGAUGCAGGCUAUACAAGAACAGGUAAACUCUGCUAAAUCUGUUGAUAAAGAUUACAAGGCUCUAAAAACUAAAGUAAGUGAUUUGGUAGUAUUGGACAAGUCACUCGACGCCAAGUUGUUGGAAUGGCAAAGAAGAGAGGAGCAGUUGGAGGAGACCGUAAAGCAGUCAGAAAAAGAAAGAGAUGUCAGGUGUGAGAAGGCCCUUAAAGAAUAUAAUCGAGUGGAAAUGGAGAUGGAGUUGAGGAGGCGUGAUCUGGAAGCAAGGCAGAAGAAUGUUGAAGCUGUAGUAGCAGAGGUGGAGGCUAUAAAUGUGAAAACAAAAUCGGUAAAUGAAGCUGGAGCAGCUAAACAGCAAGAGUUACUUACGAAAGGCGAGGAGAUUGUCAAAGAGUUUCACGAAUACAAGAAUUCAAUUCGCAACGCGGUUCCUACGACAGAUUUCGAGCUGAAGGUUCAUUAGUGGAGUAAUUACGACUGGCCUUCAACUGGUACCAAAGUCUCUUAUGGCUGUAUAGACACAUUUUGCCGUUUUGGUUCUUGGUUUCAGCCUUCCAGGGUGGCGGUGGUGGAAAGUUCCUAGUUUAGUCUUUGCAUUUUGAGUUAAGUGCUUAAAUUUUACAAUCUUAUUAACUUGCACAAAUAUCCCCUUUGGGCACUGUCGUUGGAACAUUAAUGUAUGGUUGUAAUAUAUCAUAGAUACGAUGAAAGGAAAAUAAGACGUAUUUCUUG